Messenger RNA from Homarus americanus (American lobster), 669 nucleotides. Its product is annotated as cell surface glycoprotein 1-like. NCBI's taxonomy places the organism in Eukaryota, Metazoa, Arthropoda, Malacostraca, Decapoda, Nephropidae. Bases 1 to 669 code for a protein of 222 amino acids. The transcript has 3 exons. The record is from RefSeq and is a predicted model, not a curated record.
AUGUUGAGAAGACCGCCACAAGCAAUCGACCACGCCUCAGAAGACAAGUCACCAAAAGUGGUCAUAGAGUCAGACGUAGGACGAAACGAGUCAAUGUUGUUGGGUACCGGGGACCCACCCUCUCCCAGGGACCCGCCCACUCCCAGGGACCCGCCCACUCCCGGGGACCAGCCUACUUCUAGGUAUCCGCCCCCUCCCGGGGACCUGCUCACUUCCGAGGACCAGCCCACUCCCGGGGACCCGCCCACUCCCGGGGACCGGCCCACUCCUAAGUACCUGCCCACCCCAGGGACCCGCCCACUCCCUGCCCACAGGACCCGCCCACUCCCAGGACCCGCCUACUCCCAAGGACCCGCCUACUCCCAAGGACCCACCUACUCCCAGGGACCCGGACCCGCCUACUCCAAAGGACCCACCUACUCCCAAGGACCCGCCUACCCAGGACCUGCUCACCCAGGGCCCUGCCUACUCCUAGGGACCUGCCCACUCCUAGGGACCUGCCUACUCCCAGGACCCGCCACUCCUAGGGACCCGCCUACCCCAGGACCUGCCUACUCCCAGGAACCUGCUUACUCCCAGGGACCCGCCUACUCCAAAGGACCCGCCUACUCCCAAGGACCCGCUUAUCUCCAAGGACCCGCCUACUCCCAGGGACCAGGCCGCCCAUAA